ACAGUCACCUUCCUUUAGCCCAUUAGAAGAAUGUAUAUAAAUUGCACCACUUUGCCUUAAAAAUGAUCAAAGCCAACACCAAAGUCCACCUCAACAAGGGUUUUUUCUACUAGCUUACUCUUACAGUCUAAUAAUAUGGCAUUGUCAAAAACUAUUCUUGCAAUUUUAUUAAUAUUUGUUCUAGGAUUUUCUUGCUGCAUCAUCGGCUCAAAUGCUGUCCCAGUAACAAGAACAAAGAGUCUAAUGCAAGAAAAUCUUCCAAGAUUUCAAGCUUCCAUGAAUUCUCAUCUGGAUAUUGUAGAGGCAAUGCAAGAGAGGACUUUCAUGGAACAGCGAAAGCUGGCUGAUGUCCAGCUCGAAGACUACCCUGGAUCUGGAGCUAACAACCGCCACACUCCGGCCAGGCCUUAGUUUGAAUGUUUGAGAUGCAUCCACGAGAUGGUCCAUGAUAUACUUCUAGCUUAGGAAGUAUAUAUAUUUUCAUAUGUAUACUAAUAAUUUGUCGUACCACGUGAUUUAGUAAGAACGAUUGUACGUACGCAGUAGUAUAUGUAACGUAGUGAUUUUUGUUACCACUAAUAUUAUCAUGUAUGGUAAUGCCUAGAUACUAAUAUGUAGCAUAUGUACGUGUGUAAAUAUAUGAAGUGAUAGAUAUUAGGGAAAUGCUAUUACUUAAUUAUCAGCAUAUAAUUGUUGCUGGUCGAGUCUAGCAAAGAUAUGUACUUGUUAUCACAAGGUUAUAUAAACUUGUGCUGCUUUAUUUGUUUGUUAUCAUAA
Messenger RNA from Spinacia oleracea (spinach), 777 nucleotides. RefSeq lists its product as uncharacterized. Lineage: Eukaryota; Viridiplantae; Streptophyta; Magnoliopsida; Caryophyllales; Amaranthaceae. The record is from RefSeq and is a predicted model, not a curated record. The transcript is spliced from 3 exons. The coding region runs from base 136 to 411 and encodes 91 amino acids.